CCUGUGCUCAUACGUCCGGAAGUUUUCGUCGUAGUCGACUUCGAAAUUUGCUCAGCAAUGAAGUUCAGCAAGCACAAGAUUUCACGCUACAUCGCUAUCCUAGGAAACUCUGCCAAUCUGCGGUACCGAAGCAUGGUGCAGCCAAAAGUACAGUUGACCAUUGUUGGAAUCAGCGUGACGGAAAAGCGCUCUGAUGAACCCUACAUGGUGGAAGUAUCUGGCUAUGAAGCAACGAAAAACGUGCUUUAUGGAGAAACUGUAGCAAAGUUUAUGAAUUUCGUUGCCCAGAAAGCUUAUUUUGCCACGUCUGACAUUAUCAUGCUCCUUACUGGAUUGGGCAAGCCGGGCUGCCCAGCCCAGCUCGUCCGAGGUGAAACGUUGGCAUUCAAUUCGAGCAAAAUGAAGAAGAGUGAUGAAAAGCUGUGGGUAUUUGUUAAAGAAGGUAAAACUCGAUAUUCUUGUGUAGGUUUUGCAUAUCUCGCUGGAGCCUGUACAAAGUGGAGAGUAGGAAUGACCGAAGAAAGAGUUGGCAGCUACUAUGGUGUAUUCGUAUUUGCGCACGAGCUUGCACACAGGUGA
This is a messenger RNA of Rhipicephalus microplus (southern cattle tick), 579 nucleotides long. Its product is annotated as venom metalloproteinase BumaMPs1-like. Gene Ontology annotation, molecular function: metalloendopeptidase activity. The record is from RefSeq and is a predicted model, not a curated record. Gene Ontology annotation, biological process: membrane protein ectodomain proteolysis. Lineage: Eukaryota; Metazoa; Arthropoda; Arachnida; Ixodida; Ixodidae.